This is a messenger RNA of Drosophila ficusphila, 3072 nucleotides long. RefSeq names its product sodium/potassium/calcium exchanger 3 (gene zyd). Gene Ontology annotation, biological process: intracellular calcium ion homeostasis; calcium ion transmembrane transport. Lineage: Eukaryota; Metazoa; Arthropoda; Insecta; Diptera; Drosophilidae. The record is from RefSeq and is a predicted model, not a curated record. Gene Ontology annotation, molecular function: calcium channel activity; calcium, potassium:sodium antiporter activity. Gene Ontology annotation, cellular component: membrane. Bases 904 to 2517 code for a protein of 537 amino acids. The transcript has 9 exons.
GUCGGCGGCAUCAAGACAAUAUAUAGACAACAACACAAGCCAAGUCAUAUUGAAAAUUAAAAAAAAAAAAAACCAUUAUAUAGGCGAAGAAACAGAAAAGGGAAUAUUAAUCGUAAAAAUUUGAACAGCGAGAACGGAAACGAUAACGAAAAGAUCGAGAUUAAUGUCAGCGAGUAUAAAAAAGACGCGAGUGAACGCGGAACAAAGCGAAACGAAACGGGACAAAACGAGACAAAGCGGAAAAAUACGCUGCGUAACGGAAUCUGUCCUAGUGUUUUUGUUGUUGUGCCGCAAUCUUUAAGUGAGAGUGUCAAGAGCAAGGUUCAGAAACUAUAAAAAUUCCCAAUUGCAGUCGAACUUCUAUUGCUCGGUACACCUACAUAUAUCGCCCGAUUUCGAACGGAACGAGAUGCAAGAGCGUCUUGCGGAGGUGUGAACCUGUUUAUGUGUGCUAGGUGUCCGUCCGUGCGUGGCAGUGUGUGUGUGUCUCAAUUGCCUCCGUUCCGCAAUCCGCCAUCCGCCAACCGCCAUCCGCCAUUCAUCACCCACAAUUCCACCCACCAAACGACCCGGGGACUCUACGUGCUAUUGUGGAUCUUGAUCUUAGCACAAAUUGAGAUAUCUCUCGCCGUCUCACUUAAGCCAAGCCAAGCUGAAAAGAGGAAUAAAGCCGAAGGAGGAGAGAAGAAACCAGAGAAGAACCAGAAAAUCAAAUAAAAGACAAGAAACCGAAAACGAAAAAGAAAAGAAAAGAAAAGAAAGGCCAGGGAGGCGAGAGAACCGGAAAGGAAAGAAAAGAGAAAAUCAACACCAUUGAAGUGGGGAUUGAGAUUGAGAUUGCGCUUCAUACAACGGCGCAUCGCAGUUUACGAGUGUCCAUCACCACUACAACACCGUGCAGUAAUGGAAGACUAUUGGGGUCUUAGCAGCACUACGGAUAAAAAUUGCACUCAGCCCGCCAUUGAUGACUUCCCCAGGGACCUGUUCUCGGAGGCGCAAAGACAGUCCGGUGCUGUUGUACUUCAUGUUAUAGCCAGUUUAUAUUUAUUCGUAGCCUUAGCCGUAGUGUGUGAUGAGUACUUUGUGCCAGCAGUCGAGAAAAUAUGUGCAGCACUCAACAUGUCCAACGAUGUGGCGGGCGCCACGUUCAUGGCCGCGGCCACCUCCGCCCCCGAGUUGUUCGUCAACGUGAUAGGCACGUUCAUCACGGAGGGCGACAUCGGAGUGGGCACGAUUGUCGGAUCGGCGGUCUUUAACAUCUUGGCGGUGGCCGCCUGCUGCGGCAUCGGAGCUGGCAUGACUAUUCCCCUGGACUGGUGGCCGUUGACGAGGGACAGCAUCGCCUACGGAGUGACGGUGGCCAUCCUCAUCUGCGUGAUGCACGACGAGCGCGUCGAGUGGUACGAGGCCCUCAUCCUGGUCUCCCUGUACGCCGUCUACCUGGCGGUCAUGUACUUCGACAAGACCUUCCAGAAGUGCGCCAAAGGUGGCGUUAAGCAGGCGCGUUCGCGCAGCCGGUCCUCAAACUGCAGCAUACACACAAAGAACAGCAAUGAGAAGGAACCAGAGCUCGUGGAGAACCGCAUUUGCCAGAACAUGGCCAACAUCCAGCUGAACGGAGGACUCAACAAUGACCAGGCCAAGACCGCAGGCACCAGCGGUGGCGGCACCACCACCACCUCGACCUUGACCACCACGAUAAGCGUCAGCACCACCACCACCACCACCACCAGCCACGCAGCUGGGGGCGGAGAGGGAGGGGGCGUGCCCCCAGGAGCUGGACCCAUUGCCCAAAUGGCUCCACUGGACGAGGCGGAGGCCCAAUCCGGCGCAGUGGCUGCCGCUGGCGAGGAUCGCGAGGAGGAGGGCUACUCCCUGCUCGCCUACCCGAAGGACAAGAGCUGCUUCGCCCAGUUCACCUGGCUGAUCAUCUGGCCCAUCCACCUGCUCUUCCGCAUCGCCAUUCCCGACUGCAAGAAGGCCAAGAACAACAAGAUCUUCCCCCUGACCUUCAUCAUGUGCAUCGUCUGGAUCGGAUCGCUGUCCUAUGUGGUUGCGUGGAUGAUAACCAUAAUAGGUGACACUCUCAAGAUUCCGGACUCGGUGAUGGGGAUUACGUUCCUGGCGGCCGGGACCAGUGUACCCGAAGCGGUUUCCAGUGUAAUUGUAGCGAAACGCGGUCACGGAUCGAUGGGGAUCUGCAACUCGAUCGGGUCGAACACCUUCGACAUCCUGCUCUGCCUCGGAGUUCCCUGGCUGAUCAAGGCGGUCUUCUUCCCGAUUCAGCCGGGCCAGAACUACGUGGCCAUCAACUCGGCCGGACUGGAGUACUCGGCGAUCACCUUGCUGUCCACGCUGUUCCUCCUCUAUCUGACCUUCUCGACGAACAAGUUCAAGCUGGACAAGAAGGUGGGCACUGCCUGUCUGGUGAUGUACCUGGUCUUCAUGGUCUUCGCCUCCCUCAUCGAACUCAAUGUGUUCUUCCGCGUCAACCUGCCCACGUGCGGUCGAUCAUGAGAUGGAUCUGCAUCCGACAAAUCCGACAAAAAUCCGACGAAUCCGAAUCAAAUAUCCGACGAUAUCCGAGGGACAGCUUGUGUGCGAUUUUGGAUGAACGGAUGGAUGGAUGGCUAGAUGGAUGGCUAGAUGGAUGGAUAGAUGGAUGGAUAGAUGGAUGGAUGGAUGGAUGGAUGAAUAGAUUGGAGGGAUGCCGGAUGCCAUUGCUGUUUCCGAUUUCCGAUUCCGCCUUCGUUUCCGGCUGCUGGCUGGAAAAAAACCCUGAGUGCAGUCCUUUAAUUAAUUAAUAUAUAUUUUCUGUUCUAUUCUAUCUACCUUGAUAGUUGAGUUACGUUAUACGUUAUGCUGUUAUUGUAAUAAUACUUUUUUUUUAUUAUUAUUAUUGAAGUAGACUUUCAAGACCUUCGGUUGAAAACCAAAAGACAAAUGCAAAUAGACGAGAAGUAAUAAAAAGAUAAACUGAGCGAAGCGAAGGGAGAAACGAAAACCAAAAACAAAACCAAACAAAUUCAAUAAUGUAUUUAUAUGAUUAAUAUAUAUGAGAUUUAACAAAGA